Messenger RNA from Adelges cooleyi (spruce gall adelgid), 3356 nucleotides. RefSeq lists its product as uncharacterized. Bases 238 to 1800 code for a protein of 520 amino acids. The record is from RefSeq and is a predicted model, not a curated record. Gene Ontology annotation, molecular function: protein binding. Lineage: Eukaryota; Metazoa; Arthropoda; Insecta; Hemiptera; Adelgidae. The transcript is spliced from 7 exons.
GACAAGCAGUCGCUGUUUACUCGGCUAACCGCGCGGUCGACCGUUAAUCGUUUGUCCGUCCGUCCGUCCGUCGUGCUGGCAUCGCGUAUCACGUGCUCGUGUGUCUUGAGCGUAUUUUUUUUUCCGCGUUUUUCCGAUUUUUCUCGACCGUCGUCGCCGAUUUGUUCGUCGGAAAAUCGUCCACAAAACCUGGUCACCGGUCAUAGCGCGGUAACACCACCACCCAACACAACCGUCAUGUCGACCGGCAGAUUGGUGGCGGCCUGGGCGCUGUUGACGGCGACGACCGUAGUCGUGGCGGCCGCUUUACCGCGCGACGCGGCCAACGAGGACCUGAUGAAAGCUUCGCCGCUGACCGUCGCCCAAUGCCGGGCCGGAUGUUUGCACAAGCUCGUGCCGAGUGAAAUGGAAUCCACGGAUUGCGAAAACAGACCAGAUUGCUGGAAAUGCUGGAAGUACUGCGAGGUGUUGCAAACCGAAGGCAAGAACAUGAAGAACAUUUGCGAACACAAAUGCGACGCCGGUUGUCAAGAAGCGUGUUCGUUCCACGACUGGCACAGUUCGUCGCAGCCGAGCCCAGUGGUCGAAGCCCGGGGCGAACGGGCCCUGACAGUGGAGGCCGGCACGUUGCGGUGGCCCAAGCCGACCGACUCGUCGUCGCCCAGACUCGUGUACGUCAUCAUGAGGCGCCGCGAGCCCGGAACCCGGCGCACGUGGUCACAGCUGGGACAGACGCCCGGCUUCAAGGCCCGCCUGCCCAAGACCACGGUUCCCUGCACGGUGCGAGUGCUGGCCGUGUCCGCCGAGGGCCUGGUCACCAUCUACAGCCCGGCCACCGCGGACGCCACGCCGGCGGCGUCGUCCACGGAAACCGAUUCCGCUGCGGCCGCCCCGUCGCCGUUGGCCCCGGCCCCGGCCGCCGGACUCGCCCUACACGAUCUCCGCGACGCCGACGUCAUCAUCAGGAGUUUGGGCCGCGACCAGAUACUCGGUAUCCGGUUGCCGUUGGCCGCCCGUUCCGAAUCCCAAGACGAGUCGCUCCGGCUGAUGGGCGACGAUCCUCCCGCAGACUCUUCGGAAGUGUGGAACUUGCGGGAAGUGUCGAUGAUCCAUCAGAAGGUGCUGGUGAUCGCCGAAGUGGCGUGGGACGCGAGACAAGUGCGCCGGCCCGCCUACUUGGUCACGUGGGAAAUCGUCGGAGGCGGUCUGAAGGGCAACUUGUUCACCGACACUACGUGCGUCACGCUGUCCCUGUGGCCGGACACGGCUUAUCUCAUACAGGUGUCGCUUUUGGGAGGAGCCGACGAUUCGGUUAAAAUGUCCAGCAGCCCUACGCUGCUGUUGGACACGAGGAGUGCGGUGCAUUCGACCACCGCAGCUGUGCCGGUGCCGGUAACGGAAACGACGACCCCCGAAGCGGCGAUGGCGAAGACCUUCGACAACGGAAGCGAUUCGUGGUCUGACGAGAUAACCGGCGAGGACGUGACGGCCGAACUGUCAGCGCCCGAAGCGCCAGCAGUCUUGGGGCACACCGAAUGGCAGAUGAUGACCGCCGCUGGUCUAGGAGUCGCCUUGUUCCUGUUGAUGGCCGUGGCGCUAGUUUCCUGUAGAACCCCGUCCCCGGCCACCCUGAAAGCCGACCCCGAAUGUCCGCCCCUUUUGGACUACCCGCCCAAGUCGUCGUACGAUUUCACUAAAUAUUUAGGACGCUGUCGGAAGUCCCAUCACCGACUGCUCGUCGACGACCCAUUACCACCUCCACACCAUUCGCCGGCACAAGUGAUGCACGUCCGGCAUUAGUCAGAACCGAGGCGGUCGUCGAAUGAUAAGUGUUUAUUUGCCAACGUUCGAGUCCUAAACUAAACAAAUCGUAUCGCAUUUUGUCCCUAUACCUUUUUUUUUUUCGAAUGUAUAAAUAUAUAUUAUAAUGUUUUGUAAAAAAAUGUUUACUUUGUACAUACAUGAUAAUAUGCAAAACCGUUGUAAAUAAUGUAUUAGGCGUCCUAAUUUUUCCAAAUGUACAUAACUAUUUCUAUCUAUCCUUUUAUUAUUAUUAUUUUACUAUAUAAAUAUAAAUAUACACAUACCGGGUGAUUGGUUAACUAUGGACCAGUCAAUAAGACAUUAGACUUUUUUUAGUUAUUUUUUUUUUAUAAUUUUAUAGCUAUUAGUUGGGACAAAUUUAAUAUAUUUUUAAAAAAUAUAACCCCAUCCCUUACAUGUUAAAACCGUGUGAACUUAAGAAUUUGAAAUGAUAACGUACAUAUUUUAUUAACUUUUAAAAUGAAGAAAAAUUUUCUGAAAAUUUUGACCGGUCGAUAACCAGUCUUGGAUAGUUAAUUUUCAAGUUAUUUAAUUUUAAGAAGUUAUGACGGGAGGGGAAGGGUGGUUGUGCAAUGUGCACAGAUAAAAACAUCUCUACUCUCCACCCUUCCUCUCGUCCUAAAUUUUAAACUUUAAUAACUUGAAAACCAAUUAUCCAAAACUGGUUAUCGACCAGUCAAAAUAUUUAGCAAACUAUUCUUAAUUCAAAAAGUUAAUCAAAUAUAUACGUUACUAUUAAAAAAACUCAAGUUUAUACGAUUUUUUACAUAUAAGGGACGGGUUAUAAUUUUAAAAAAAAAUAAUUUAAAUUUCUCCCAACUAAUGAAUAUGAAAUUAUAAAAAAAAAAAUACUUAAAAAAAGUCUAAUAUCUUUUAAGUUAUUGACUGGUCCAUAGUUCAACCGAUCGCCCGGUACAUAAUAUUAUUAUUUUAUAGAUUUACAAACGUACGAGUGACACGUUUGACGGCCAUAUAAAUAUUAGUAAUAUAGUACAUAUAUGUAUAUAUAAAUAACAGUUUACAAGCGAUUUGAUUCGGGCCAUAAUAAUUCGGCGGGACGUUAUAUGUUAAUUAUUUUUUUUUAUUAUAAUAAUAAUAUUGUGUACGCGUCGUACUAAUGUUAUGUUAUCUAGUCAUAUGUGAAUAAACUAUAAAUACAUUAUACGUUUGUAAUUCGACGUUGUGAACCGCUUUUGAAUAUUAUGAUUAUUUCAUGGACGCACUGUUGUAUUUCUUCCCCUUUUUGAAUGUUAUCACUCGCCCGAAAUCAUAUUAUUAAUUUUUUUUUUUUAAUUUGUGUAUCUACAUAAUUUUUAUUUUUUUUUAUACGUAAAAUUGUUGAAUUUUUAGUUAUUGUGAUUUUUUUUUUUUGUAACUAUUUAACGCCUUAAGUAUUAAUUAAUAAUUUUAACUGUUCCAAUCCCUUUGACUUCACAAUUAUUAUACUAUAUUUAAAGACUAUCCUUUAAGCUUUAUACAAAUAUAAUUAACGAUAUCGUUGUGUAAAAUAAAACUCUCUUGACAAAAUAUUA